UUUAGCUUCUUCACUUUUUCAGCUUUUUCAGUAAAGUAGUUAGCAGCUUUAACAUGGAUGUUUGAUCGGUAUCGGCUAGAGUGGGAUGUUUGAAAACAUCGAUAUAAGUUUUAUCACAAUUCACCUGGAAUUUUUAAAGGAUACCAACGCUUCCUUGAGUGAGUUAGUGAAAUAGUUUAUUCAAGAACAAUCUACCCUCUCAUCAGAUUUUGGAGGCAUCAUAAAUCCUUGUGUCAAUGCACUUGAAUGUUGUGGUUGUGGAGAACUCAGUACACUCUAGUCUCUGAUAUAAUGAAGCCACCUAUAAAGCCGACAGACUCAUCAUGAACCCAGUCUAACAUGUUCAACUCAUCGAAAAAUGACAAAAAGAUAUUCUCUCAUGAGUGAGAGUAAUUACUUGCUUUACAUACUCUUAUUAUUUCACUCUUACGUUCACCUCGCGAAUGGUUAUCUGCUAUUGGUCGACGAUUCCCAACAACCCGGUGACGUCAUCUUCAACGCGUCCGUCUACCGACUAGGAUCAGACAGAUUCUACAAGAUCGACGAAAAACGAUCAGCGCCAUUCGUCGAAUCCCUGAUCCACGUGGACUCGAGAUCAGGAAAGGUCUCCCUCAUCGAAGGCCUACAAUGCAACGGACUCUACUACCCCAAUUUGUUCACCGUGCACAUCGAUUCCACUUCGACCAGGCUCAAGGACAUUGAUUACUACAGUUUGCCUCUGAGGAUUUUUAUCGUGGGCAAGGAUUGCGCCGAAUCGGCAGAAGAGGACUUGGAGUAUCUAGAAGAAGACGCGAGAGACAGGAGGAAACGCGAAUCGUGGAACCCCUUCUCCCUAGUCCACCCCUCUACCAAGCGCCGGAUCACCGAAGCGCGCCAAUGGGUCUCAGAGACGUACGCCUCCUUCGCCAUACCCACCUCAGGCAAGUGGCAGAAGAUCUGCCUGAGACAGAGCCAGUUCGUCAGCUCGAUCAGGGCGUUCCUGCCUGAGACCAUCAGCAGGUACUGCGCGGUGCAGUUCCGUUAUGUCAGCGACGAUCGCUUCGAGAUUGAGCACAGCCAAGGGGAUUUGGUGGCUAGUAGAGAUGUUUGCAUUGUGGAGCCCCUGUGGAAGGUGACGGUUUUGUUCACGGCCAGCUGCCGGAACGUGUCUGUGUUGAAUUCGGAGCACCGGCUGAAGAUCGUGUACCACCAUCAGGAGUUCAACGACACAGACGUGGCGCGGCGGGUGAGACGCGAGCUGCGCAACCAGUCGCCGUUCUUCGAGCAGCACCUGUACGUGGCCAGCGUGCUGGAAGAGUGCGAACCGCCUGUCAUCGUCGCCACGGUGAAGGCGAGAGAUCCGGAAAAUAGUCCGAUCGCCUAUUCGAUGACGAGUCUGCUGGAUUCCAGGACGCAGGCCAUGUUCGAUAUCGAUCAGAAAACAGGCGUGGUCAAGACGAAAGUGCAACUGGACAGAGAACUGGUCGACGUGCACUACUUCCGAGUGACCGCCACCGAUGACACUUUUCCGCCGCGAUCCGGCACCACCAUGCUGCAGAUCAACGUGCUGGACGCCAACGAUCAUUCGCCGGCCUUCGAAAUGGCGGAAUACGACGCCACCGUCCGAGAGUCGGUCAGCCAAGGGACGGCCGUCAUCACGUUGAAGGCCACCGAUCAGGAUAUAGGCAAAAACGCCGAGGUGCAGUACAGCGUGAGCAGCAUCAGCGGCGGCGGAACUUCGACAGAGGACGAUGACAAGCACGCCUUCAAAAUCGACCCGAAAACCGGCGUGAUAACCACUCGGACGACGUUGGACAGAGAGACGACCGAAGUUUAUACCUUGAUCGUCGUCGCCUCGGAUUUGGCUAGUCCGCAGACAGCUCGAAGGUCGUCUAGCGCCAGCGUGGUCAUACACGUAUCGGAUGACAACGACAACUAUCCCCAGUUUUCCGAAAGGACGUACGCUGUUUCGUUGAACGAGGAUAUCAACUACAAUGACAAUCCAGUUGUAGCACAUAUCAAAGCCACCGACGCCGAUCAAGGCGCCAACGCGGCCAUCAGGUACGCGAUAAUCAGCGGCAAUACGCAAUCCCAGUUCACCAUCGACAGUCUGACAGGCGAUGUGUCGCUGGUCAAGCCCCUGGACUACGAGACCAUCCGCAACUACCGGCUGGUGAUCAGGGCGCAAGACGGCGGCAGCCCUGCGCGUUCCAACACCACGCAGCUGCUGGUCAACGUCAAGGACGUCAACGAUAACGCGCCGAGGUUCUACGCGUCACUGUUCCAGGAGAGCGUCCUGGAGAACGUUCCUGUGGGCUACAGCGUAGUGAAAGUGCAGGCUUACGACGCUGACGAGGGAUCGAAUGCGGAUAUCAAGUACGCCUUGUCGGCUAGAGAUGCGACCGGGGGUAGUACCGAUGACUUGGCGCUGUCUGUGGAUGCGCACUCGGGGUGGAUUUAUACGACGAGGGAGUUGGAUAGGGAGUUGCAGCCCAAGUAUAUGUUUCAGGUUAUCGCGAGUGACCAAGGUGUACCACCGCAAUCUGCCAGUGCCAGCGUGGUAAUAUCCGUUCAGGAUGUGAACGACAAUGACCCGGUGUUCGAGCCUAAGAAUUAUGAAUCUGUGAUAGCCGAAGAUGACACACCAGGAACCCCUGUCGCCACAGUGACAGCCGUAGACCCAGACGAAGACAGCCGCCUCCACUACGAAAUCACCAAUGGCAACAUCCGUGGCCGUUUUGCCAUCACCUCUCAAAAUGGCCGAGGCCUAAUAACAGUCGCCCAGCCUCUAGAUUACAAACAAGAAAAACGCUACGUCCUCACCGUCACCGCGACAGAUUCAGGUGGACGAACCGACACGUCAACCGUCUACGUCAACGUGACGGACGCUAAUAAUUACGCACCGGUUUUCGAGAACGCCCCGUAUUCGGCUAGCGCAUUCGAAGACGUAGCUAUCGGCACGACAAUCCUAGUUGUAUCCGCGACAGACAAUGACGUGGGGCUGAACGCCCAAAUAACUUAUUCUUUAGGGGACGAAUUGAACGACCAGGGUAAAGACUCGGUGUUCGCGAUCAACCAUCAAACCGGAGCGAUAGUCACCACCAAACUCUUGGACCGCGAAACGACUUCCGGGUAUUUGCUAACAGUCACUGCUAGAGAUGGUGGUGCCCCACCCUUGUCCGACACCACUGAUGUGGAAAUCACCGUAACUGACGUUAACGACAAUUAUCCGGUGUUCAAACUAACGGCCUAUUCAGGAACGGUGCCUGAAGACGCUUUGGUUGGCACAUCGGUUGUGCAAGUGUCUGCAACCGACUCUGAUGUGGGUUUGAACGGCAAAAUUCACUACUCCCUCAGCGAAAAAGACCAGGAAGACGGGUCGUUCGUUAUAGAUCCCACUAGCGGGGUGAUACGCACUAACAAAGGCCUAGACAGAGAAUCGGUGCCUUUUUACGAACUGGAGGCCUACGCAAUCGAUCGAGGUUCCCCUACUCUCAGCAGUUCAGUGCCUGUUAGCAUUCGCAUAGAAGACGUCAACGAUUCCCCGCCGGCUUUCGAUUCGGACAAAAUCGUCCUGUAUAUCUCGGAAAACAGCCCUAUAGGGUCUACGGUCGGGGAUAUUUAUGCCAAGGAUCCAGACGAGGGCGUGAACGCCAUCGUUCAAUAUUCCAUCAUAGGUGGCGAGGACGCUCAAAGUUUUUCUUUGAUCACUAGACCAGGUUCAGAGAAAGCCGAGCUGCUCACCAUGGUCGAACUGGACUACGAGAGUCCGAAGAAGCAAUUCGAUUUGGUGGUCAGAGCUGCUAGUCCGCCAUUGAGAAGUGACGCGCACGUGGAGGUGGUGGUCACUGAUGUGAACGAUAACGCCCCGGUGCUUAAAGAUUUCCAGGUCAUGUUCAAUAAUUUCAGAGACUGUUUUCCUACUGGAUCGAUAGGUAGGAUCCCGGCUUUCGAUGCAGACGUAUCCGACAAACUGCACUACAGAAUCUUGUCGGGCAACAAUGCGAAACUAGUUGCCUUGAAUGAUAGUACUGGUCAGCUGCAGCUAUCGCCGCAGCUGAAUACGAACGUGCCUAAAAUAGCUUCGAUGGAGGUGUCUGUAACUGACGGCGUCAACGAAAUUAAGGCUAUCAUGACGCUCGCAGUUCGAUUGAUAACCGAGGAGAUGCUGUUCAAUUCGAUCACCGUACGCUUGUACCAAAUGACGAAAGAAGCCUUUCUUUCUCCCCUAUUAGGCUAUUUCAUCGACGGCCUAGCUGCUAUAAUCCCUUGUCCGAAAGAAAACAUUUUCUUAUUCAGCAUACAAGACGACACCGAUGUCGCAUCUAAAAUUCUGAACGUCAGUUUCUCCGUCAAAAGACCAGACGUGCCUAAGGAACAGUACUACUCUCCGCAGUUCCUGCAAGAAAGGGUGUACCUUAAUAGAGGCGUUUUGGCCCGCCUGGCCACCGUUCAAAUCCUGCCCUUCGAUGACAAUCUUUGCGUCAGAGAGCCCUGCUUGAACUACGAAGAGUGUCUCACCGUUCUGAAGUUUGGCAACGCCUCAGGGUUCAUAAGCAGUGACACAGUUUUGUUUAGGCCUAUUUACCCGGUGACUACGUUCACUUGCCGGUGUCCCAAGGGAUUCACAGGCUCUAAAGAGCAUUAUUUGUGCGACACGGAAGUGAACUUGUGUUAUUCGUCGCCCUGCAAGAACAACGGGACUUGUAGAGUCAGAGAGGGAGGUUACACUUGUGUAUGUCCUGCGAAUUUCACAGGGGAUAAUUGUGAGGUGCGAGUCGAAAAUGACGUUUGUAGACCGAACGUUUGUACGAAAGACAAAACGUGCAUUCCCAGGCCAGGAAGAUCGAAUUUCGUUUGCGAGGAUUGCAACAUUAUGGCCGAAUCCGAGCAUUAUACUCCGCUUUGCGAGCUGAAGAGUCGCAGUUUCACGAAAACUUCGUUCUUAACUUUCCCCAGCUUGAAACAACGACACCGCUUGCAUUUGAAGAUGAAGUUUGCUACACAAGCUCAAAACGGCCUGCUGCUCUACAACGGACGCUACAACGAACAGCACGACUUCAUAGCUCUGGAAAUCGUCGAAAAGUCGAUACAAUUCUCGUUUUCUCUGGGUAGCGAGGUGACCAAAGUCAAAGCUACCGUUCCUGGAGGCGUGUCUGACGGAAAAUGGCACACGGUAGUAGCGCAUUACUUCAACAAAACAGUAACCGUGUCUCUGGACGAUUGCGAUACCGCCUUGGCUCUAAAGCACGGGAAAGAACUCGGAGCCAAAUGGGCAUGCGCUGGCUUCGCCGAACACAGUUUGGAGCCGAGAUGCGCCUCACUAACCGAAACUUGUCACAGAUUCCUCGACCUGACUGGUCCCUUGCAACUGGGAGGAGUGCCGACAGAAGCCGGUUCGUUCCAGAUACGAAACUUCCACUACGAGGGCUGCAUAGCUCAGUUGGAAAUCGACCACAAGUUCGUGGAUUUGAAUUCGUUUGUGACUGACAACGGAACUGACCCCGGGUGCCCGGAGAAGAGAUCUUUCUGUGACUCUAGGCCGUGUAAAAACGGUGGGAAAUGUAUAGAAGGCUGGGCAAUGUACAGAUGCAUAUGUCCUCAAGGAUACGGAGAUAAGGACUGCAGCGAGACCAUCGGCACUCCGUGGCAUUUUUCCGGGGAUGGAACCCUUUCCUUCAACCCGCUUUUGCGGCCUAUUCAAUUGCCGUGGCUCAACGCGUUGUCUGUGAGGACUCUGCAGGAAGACACGUUUCUCAUGUCGAUCCAAGUGGGGCAAAAUAGCUCAGCCGUCGUGUCCUUGAAUAAGGGGCAUUUGUUGUACGCCUACAAUGGGGAGUCUUUGAUGCUGACAACGAAGUUCGUGGCUGACGGGGAAUGGCAUCACGUCGAAGUCACGUGGAUCGGUACUGAGAUCAAAUUGAGUGUGGAUUAUGGGGAGAGCUACGGGGUGUUUCCUUUCGGCGAGAAGAUUCAAGGGCUGUAUGUCGGGAAGAUCCUCAUCGGUGGACCGGACAACACUUAUUCGAGUUUGAAUGCAGGCUACAAUUAUUUGGAUGGAUGCAUCCAAGACGUGAAAAUCGGCAACCACCAGACCUCCCUCAACCGACCCACCGUCAAAGAGAACGUCGAAGACGGCUGCUUCUCCACCAACGAGUGCCACAGCGAGUGCCCCGCAUCCGCGCGAUGCGUCAUCGACUGGGGCAGAUCGCACUGCGAAUGCGACCGAGGUCACGUGGGCCCUCUCUGCGCCACGGUCUGCGCUAUGGAGCCCUGCGACAACGGCGGCGUAUGCGUCGAAGACGACCGCGCAGACUCGAAGGGGUACACGUGCGACUGCAACGGCACCGAGUACUCGGGCGAGUACUGCGAAAACAGAGAGAACCGCCCGUGCCCGUCUAGUUGGUGGGGGGAGCCGGUUUGCGGCCCUUGUUCAUGCGAUUUGGAGGCCGGAUACAAUCCCGAUUGCGAUAAGAGGACGGGUAGAUGCGAUUGCAGAGAGAACCACUAUCGGCCCGAGGCGUCCGAGCGAUGCCUGCCCUGCGACUGCUAUCACGUGGGGUCGCGGCACACGCAGUGCGAUAAGGAGACGGGACAGUGCGUGUGCAGGGAGGGGGUGAUCGGCUUGAAGUGCGACUCUUGCCCCAACGCGUAUGCCGAGGUGACUUUGAAGGGGUGCGAGGUUGUGUAUGAUGGAUGUCCCAGAACGGCCUCGAACGGCAUCUGGUGGCCGAGAACCGUCUUCGGUUCGGAAGCCGUCGAAGCUUGCCCAAAAUCGUCGCACGGGAAAGCGUCUCGAAGUUGCGACAACGAACUGGGAGGCUGGCAAGAACCGGAUAUGUUCAACUGUACAUCCGACAGAUUCGUCGAACUGCGACAGCAGCUCUCGUACAUCGAGAAAGGCGACCUCCUUCUCAACACCUUCGUGUCGAUCAAAUUGGCCCACGACCUCCACAAGGCGACCAACCUCACCGAAACCCUCUACGGCGCCGACGUCCUGGUCACCUACGAUUUGGUCAAAGAGCUGUUCAACUACGAGUUGCGAGUGCGAGGUCUCAAUCUCACCCACAGUCAAGACAAAGAUUACAUCGGGAAUAUCGUGCAAUCGAUAAGUAAAGUGUUGGAUGUGAGGUACUCGGAGCACUGGCGACGCAUCAAAGAGCUGACAGGUGACAGCUCUGAACAGCUUGUAGGUUAUGUGGAGCGGUAUAUCGGGAUAUUGUCUGCCAGUCAGCACGAUACUUAUACCAGCCCGUUCGAGAUUGUGUCGCCUAACAUGGUUAUGGGCCUGGACGUCGUCACCCCCGAAUCUCUCUACGGCUUCGAAUCCGAAUCAUCCCCGCCGUUACACCCUACUCACCUCGACUACACCACCGAGAGCAUCAUCUUACCAGACACCUCUCUCUUCCUCGAAGAAAACAAGAACCUCCACCCCGGCCCGAUGGUCGCUUUUCCCAAAUACAACAACUACUUGCUGGACAAAUCGAAGUUCGAUCAGAACACCCGGAUUUUCAUUCCCUUGAAGCUGCUCGGCAUCAAACCCCUCGAAACCGGGGAGAUCAUAACUAAAAACAGUCUGAAGGAAGAUGGCGCUGUGAUUAGUUACGCCCAGUAUAAGCAGGCCGGCCAGCUGUUGCCCAGGUCGUACGACGAGUCUGUGGUGAGGCGUUGGGGGGUGGAGGUUACAGUGGGCUCCCCCCUGAUCUCCCUCAGCGUUCUGGUGCCCGAAUACGUGGCGGAUACAGGCGGGACUACCGAGAGAGCGGUCCUGUUCAAGGACGUGAAGUUGCCUGUGGGUAAAGGCGAGGACUUUUGGAAGACGAGGAGCUCCAACGAGCCCGAGAUUCAGGAGAACGAAGCUCGGUAUUACAGGAGGAAGAGGGACCAGACGAGCACGAAACUAUCGUACAAAAGUUUGUCCGGCGUUCGAUUGUCCACGCCCGUUCGGUUGCAGAUGUGGUUGGACGCUGACAACACCGCAUUCAAUGACAGAUCGAAUCCGCAGUGCGUUCAUUGGACCUCUGUCCGAGGAUUCGGUGAGUGGUCUCGUGUUGGCUGUAUAACGGAAAUCGAGGACGACUGGUAUGACAAACAUGACGACGAACCUAUUCUUGUCAACUGUAGCUGCAACCAUUUGACAACGUUCGCAGUAUUAGUUGAUGUCGUUGACCUUGAGUAUAUUCCUGAACCAUCUCUCCUGGAGAACGUAUCGAGUUACAGUUGUUUUUCGAUAUCCUUACCGCUACUUCUAGGAACUUAUCUCAUUCUAGCUCUGAUCAGAGGCCUGCAAACUAAUUCGAAUACCAUAAGGAAAAAUUUGGUUUUGUGCGUGUUUCUUGCAGAACUGCUGUAUUUCAUUGCUUUGAAGGCUCGAAGACCCAUGGUUGGAAAUGAAUUUUCGUGCAAAUUAGUGGCCAUCGGUCUGCACUAUCUGUGGCUGGCGGCGUUUUCAUGGAUGUUGGUGGACGCCGUCCAUUUGUACAGGAUGUUGACCGAAAUGCGGGACAUCAACCACGGCCCGAUGCGGUUCUACUACAGCAUGGGCUACGUCGGUCCUGCAGUGGUCGUUAGUUUGUCGGUCGGCGUUCGUGCCCAUCAAUACGGGAAUUAUUAUUUCUGUUGGGUAUCACUUCAUGAAAGCGUGGUUUGGAGUCUGGUCGGCCCAAUUUGUCUCCUAGUCCUAAUCAACCUCUUCGUGCUUGUAUUCUCCAUCAGAGCGGCUUUCACUCUUCAAGAUCACGUACUAGGCUUCGGUAAUCUCAGGACACUCUUGUGGGUUUCUGUAAUUUCCCUCCCUUUGCUUGGAGCUACAUGGGUGCUGGCACUCUUGGACGCAUCUGAAAGACAUCCACUUUUGACGCCAUUUUUAUCUUUGGCCGUAUUGGUGCAUGCAGGAUUUUCUUUAGCUGGAUACUGUUUCGCCAACAAUAGAGUGAGACAAAAUCUUCUGAGAUCCAUACUGAGAUGCAUGGGUAAAAAAGUGCCACUGAUAGACACCACCUCUGUAGUUGGUGUUCCUAGUACCAGCAGCCAAAAUAUCAAUGCACAAUCUCGAUCUGCACUGGCAUAUCAUUCAAGCUUAGACCCAACCAGACGAAAUAUUGGAAUAUCUGCAUCGAGCACCACCUCGAGGUCUACUACUAAGACUAGUUCCAGUCCUUACAGGAGCGACACGCACCUACGGCACACUUCGACGUCCACAUCGAACUACAACUCCACCAGCGACAUGCCCUCCUACCUGCGCGGCUUCGAGCACGAAACGGCAGGAGGCGGGGGACGCAGGCACAGAGACCCGCCUCCCGAAGGCGGGGGCGGGGCCAGGGAGGAGAAGCGCGAGAGGAGGGGGCGCGAGGAGAGGAGAGACGAGAGCGACAGCGAUUCCGACGGCUCGGAGGGGAGGAGUUUGGAUUUGGCGUCGAGCCAUUCCAGUGAUGACGAGGAGUCCGGAUCGAGGAGGCAUCGGUCGAGAGGAUUGACCAACGCCAGACAAGGAUAUCUGCCGAACAUCACUGAACACGUGUCGAGAUGUGGAACACCUCCAUCGUUGAAUGUUGUCACAAAUUCUCAACUGUUUCCGGCCGUCCAAACAAAUUACGGUACGAGAUGGUCCAGUCAACUACCUGAGGCAUAUCUACCGAAUCCGAACGUACCUGAAGUCGGCCGAUGGUCCGCCGAAACGGGCUCCGACAACGAAUUCUCCCCCAAAAACAACUCCCCCAACCCGCUGCCCCCGCCCGGCGAGACCCGCCUAGGGCGGUCGGAGCAGCAGUACGCGCUCCGGUACGACGACCGCUACGGUUCGGACGCCAUCUUGGCGUACAAGGGCGGAUACGCGCCCAAGGUGGGCGGCGGGCGGCAGGACAAUUUGAACUACCAGGAGGGCGGAGAGAGACGUUGUGAGGAGGAGAUGGAGGAGAAGCAGCACGUCAGCGACAAGUAUCUGUUUCCUUAUACGGCCGAAGAAGACCACGUCACCAUCCACAACAACUAUAUGCACGCCGUGCACCCCGGAAGCCGCAUAACCUCCCCCGUCAUCAACGACAUCAAUAAUCCGGGAGGCAUGGAAUACCACCACCACCACGGCGGCUCCCACAUGGGCUCCCACAUGGGCUCCCAAGUGGGCUCGAGGAUGGGUUCGGUGAUGGGAUCGGUGCACGGAUCGAUAUGCGGGAGCAUGCGCAGUUCGCCGUCGCCUUUGAUGCCGCCGGUUUCCAUGAUGCAUACCGGUCAUCAUCCGGAUCCUCCGCAGAUCGAGGAGCAGAAUGAAGAAACUCCAGUUUGAUUAGUGAAUGACUAUGAGUAACUGUACAAAUUAUUUUAUCACCUCCAUCAAAAUACCAUAACCUGAUAUUUUCAACUUUCCUGAUAUAGUUGCUUUAGACAAAAAUCUAUGCUUUAAAGUAUGUACAACUAAGAACGUAACUUAAAAUACUCAUUUUCCGAUAAAUCAAUAUUCAAAUAAGGAUGAUUAAAUCACUUUUACAUUCCACCAUUUUCCUAUAGGCUAAGAAUAAAUAGUGAUAUUGUACUCCAAAGUCGGAUGAGAUGUGAGUCAAAAAUACUAGACUUUUGAAGAUAUGACUAUUGUAAUUUUCAUGAAAAUUCGUGAAUUGAAAAGAUUCCGAAAAUAAUUCAUGUUCUAGGGAAAUUUUAAGUGAGAAUCAUCUGCAUUAAGUUCCUUUUGGAUAGUUAACUGAUCGCCCGCCAGAUUUUCUCGGGGUUUGAGACUUAUUUGAAAAAAAUUAUUGUCACUGUCACUGACUAUCGAUAGAUUUUUUCUCUUAGGAUUUCUAACAAUAACAUUCACAUUGAAAUUAUACUCAUAUUUUUAUUUGUAUAAAUGAGGAAAGAAAUUCACAUGAAAUUCAGAGAAAUGAUUUGAAUUAUUGCUUCAAAUUUGCAGUUAUUGUUUUGACAGCUGUUUGGAUUGUAUAAGGAAGCAGAGUUCAUAUGUAUUUUGAUUCAAGAUCUCAAAUGUAGUUGACUUUGUCUAAUUUCUUCAUGAAAAAUCAUGUAUUUUGACUCGCAUCAGUUAAUUCGGUUGUCUUUCGAAAAUGUUCAUUAUUACGAUUUUUGUGGACAAUUUUGAGUUUAGUAUAGUAUCUUCAAAAAUGCCCAUCAUCAAAGUUUUCGAACACGACUCUCUCGUCUCUCUCAAGUUUCCACUAGAGCUAGUUUAAAUGAUAAUCUUUUAAAUGAGAUUAGGAAUUAUGACUAAACUAGAACAAUGUGGUCUAAAAUAUUUUGUAAUUUGGCAUAUAUGGAGGUUCUUGAAAACCACGGGAAAUUUUUUCUUAUCAAAUGUCCUCUAUAUUAUCGAAUAACUGUAACAGAACAAUCACUAAGUGUGAAUUGUGUGUUCAACAUAACAAUGGCCAGUUUAGAUUUUUUUCAGUGAUACUUUCUGCCACCUGCCACAUUCAAUAAUACAGGGUGGACCAUUUUAGAUCUAUUAUGGAUGAUAGUUCUUUCCGGAAGCCG
Messenger RNA from Phaedon cochleariae (mustard beetle), 11460 nucleotides. NCBI's taxonomy places the organism in Eukaryota, Metazoa, Arthropoda, Insecta, Coleoptera, Chrysomelidae. The record is from the annotation of a GenBank genome assembly.